UCGGGAGCGCGCCCCCCCUGGCCGAGGAAGGUGAGCGAGUGUCUGGAGGGGAGGACUCGGGAGCGCGACCAGCCGAGGGAUCGAUCGGAUUAAACUCGAUUUGAGUGAAAUUAACACAAAGGAGAGAAGAGCAACGCACACUAGUCGGCGAGGUCGCGGAUGCGAGACACGCCGGAGACGUAUUUCAUGAAAAACAAAAAAACUUGAACUUUUUUCAUCUGUUUAUUUAUAUUUCAAACUGAAAAAGGACCACGGUGGAUUUUUUUUUCAAGCAAGCGGAGAUACUAACCCUACUAACGAGGAGUUGAUUUGAUAAAAGCCCGAAGUGACCGAGCUUGCUGGGAACCUUAAUGAGGACCAUGGAGUAGAAAGCUUCAAAUUAGCAGCUAUCUGAUUAGCUCCUCACUGCACAACACACCUCCCUCCAUCCAGUCCCCUCCAUCUGUGGGCCCCCCACCCAGCCAUGGCGGACCCAGGGAUGUUGAGCUUAUUCGGGGACGAUGCAGGGCUGUUCUCAGAUGGAUUAGAUGGUUUAGGAGACUGCUUUCCUCAGCAGCCAGCCCCUGGCCAGUCCAACCCUUUAGCGCAGCAGACUAAUCCCUCUCUGAACCACGAGCACCAGGGAAACAGGGGUUACCACCAGGGGCUGAUCCACGGUGCCGGGCCCGGCCCAGGCCAGGCGAAAAUGGCUCAGAUGUACGACCACGGCCCCUACACAGGCUACGAUCAGUCUGGAGCCGCUGGAGGACGAAUGAUGGCCCAGAAUGGACCCAGCCAGGGGCCGCCAAACGUGAACACAGCCAUGAAUGGCAUGGCCUCCCACUACCACAGCAACCCGGCAAACUCUAGCAACCCCCACCAUGGGUACCAGGGCGAUGCCGGGGGAGGAGGAGGUGGGGGUGCAGUUUGGGGCCAGCAACAGCAGAGCAGAUCAGCGUAUCAGCAGGCUCCGGCACAACCAGGGGGCGCCCCCAACCAGAUGGGAGGCUACCAGAUGUCUCCAGGCAAUUAUGGCGGGAUGCAAGGUCCACCGACAUCCAACGCAGCUCGCAUGAACCAACACUACCCUCCACAGAGCAUGGCGCCCCCUCCUGCUCAGGACCCAUCUCACUACUUGGGGCACGUUGGGAUGACGGGGACCCAGAUGAGACAGCCCCAGCCCCAGGGUUAUUCCAGCAUGGGCCACACACCCCAGUACCCACACUCCCCCUCUAGACAGCCUCCACACCCCCACCAGCACCAACAGGGCAUGGGGGCAUUUGGGGGCGCUCAGUUCUCUGGCUAUCAGGCCCAGUAUGGCGCCAUGGGACCCGGGAUGGGCCAGGCCGCUAAUGCUAAUGUCAGUGCUAACACCAGCCAGGCCAUGGGACCAGGGCAGCUCGGCCAGAGGUUUAACCAGGGAUCGGGCCCAGCACCGGGGCAGCAGGGGCAGCGAUACCCCCCUGGACCACCACACCCACCCCAGCCCCUUCAGACCCAUUCUGCCCCGAUGCAGCAGCAGGCAGGGCAGCAGAGCCAGCCUAUGCACCCCCUAAACCACCCUCAGAACCUGCCCCAGCCCCAAAACCAACCCCAGUCCCACCUUGCCGCCCCAGCUCAGGGAUCUUACCCCUCCCCUUCUUCCAUGUCCCCCAUGCGGGUUUUGGGAACACCAACGCCUCCUCCACAGCAGGGCAGACCCCCUAGCGCAGGACUAGCCGGGCCCCCAGAGGUUGCAGGAUACACAACGCUGCAGUCUCCACCCAACGCCAUGGCCCAUCCACAGAGGACUCCCCAGACCCCGCUGUCUGCCCCACACUCCCAACACCAGCAGCCCCACAACAUGCCUCCGAAUGCAGGGCAGAUGUAUCCUGGCAUGGGGCCCCAGCGUGGUCCACAAAUGGGACCAAACCGGCCUCAGCUCCAGCAGCAGCAAGGGCCUCAUGAAGCUCCAGUCAGUCAGGGGGGGGACCAGCGUCUGCUCCAGGCCCAGCAGCAGGCCUCUCGAAGCGGGCAGCCCCUGCAGCCCGCUCCCAUGGGUUUCCAGGGCCCGCCUGUCGGUCAGCACGGAGCCCCGGCCCAGAGCCAGGGCUUGGUACCGCCGGCCCAGAACGCUCAGACGCAGCACGCACAUCUGCCCCCGCACCCCCACCACCUGCAGAGCACGCCCCCGCCCCCCAACCAGGUCUCCCACCCGUGGGCACCUCCGCCCAACACCUCCCACCCGCUCUCCUCACCCCCUCUUACCCCACAGAAAGUGCCUCACAUACAGCAUUCCCCCACGGACCCGUCAGGUGAUGCCUCCAUGAUGGCUCCUGACAGGCCGACGGUCGGCACCGGAGCCCCCGGCCAGCCUAUCAGCACAGAGAAGCCCAGCAACCAGGAGACCAAGCCAAAAAAGAAGAAGAAGAAGAAAGCUAAAGCGGCGGACAGAGAGGAAGAAGAGGAACGGAAGAAGGCGGUGAGAGAAAGCGGAGAGGAAGACGUGAAGUCAGAAUUUACGGGAACAGGAAGUGACGCAGGUGAACAGGUUACUGGCACAGGAACGGCGGAGGGAAGUUCGCCGCCGGUGGAGGAGAAGAAAAAGCGGAAAAAGAAACCAAAGGAGAAGGCAGAGGGCAAGGAGCCCAAAGAGCCCAAGACCCCGAAGACGCCCAAGACACCCAAAACACCCAAGACCCCCAAAGAGCCCAAGGAGCCCAAGGAGAAGAAGGCCAAGAGCUCCACGCCCAAGACCAAGACUCCCAAGAAGACCAGCAGUAAAAAGGUGGAGUCGGAGGGUGGGGCUAGCGCUGCUAAGAAGGAUUCUAAGAGGAAGAGAGAGUCAUCAGUCAGCGAAGACGUGGAGGUGAAGUCUCCACCCCCCUCUCCUCCUGAAGAAGAAGAUGACGAUGGUGUGCAGAAGCGUCGCUCUAGCCGUCAGGUGAAGAGGAAGAGGUACACGGAGGAUCUGGAGUUCAGGAUCUCUGAGGACGACGACAGCGGAGACGACUCGGCGGCACCAAAAUCCCCGUCGUCAUCCUCACAGCAACAGGACGUGGCCGAGGCUGAGGGGCCUGUUGUGGAGAAGAUCAUGGGCUUACGCACCUCCAAAAAACAGCUGGAGUCGGGGGAGGAAGUGGAGGUGGAGGAGUUCUACGUCAAGUUCAAGGGCUUUUCGUACCUCCACUGUCGCUGGGCAGAGCUGGAGGAACUGGAAAAGGACAAGAGAAUACACCAGAAGAUCAAGAGGUUUAAGGCCAAGCAGCAGCUCAACAACUUUAUAACCGAGAUGGACGACGAGCCUUUUAACCCGGACUAUGUGGAGGUGGACCGUGUCCUGGACGUUUCAGAGAGCACAGAUGAAAACGGAGAGACGGUGACCUUAUAUUUGGUGAAGUGGUGCAGUCUGCCUUAUGAAGACUCCACCUGGGAGCUGAAGGCCGACAUCGACCAGUCCAAGAUAGAGGAGUACGAACGCAUCGCGGCGCGCACACCCAACACUAAGAGAGUGGAUCGGCCUCCUGCAGCCGACUGGAAAAAGCUGGAGGGCUCCAGGGAAUACAGGAACGGCAACGCACUCAGGGAAUACCAGCUCGAAGGCCUCAACUGGCUAACCUUCAACUGGUACAACUCACGUAACUGUAUCUUGGCUGACGAGAUGGGUCUCGGGAAGACCAUCCAGUCCAUUACAUUCCUCUAUGAGAUUUACAUGAAGGGCAUCGAGGGGCCGUUCCUGGUCAUCGCCCCGCUCUCCACCAUUCCCAACUGGGAGAGAGAGUUCAGGACCUGGACUGAGCUCAACGCGGUGGUCUACCACGGCAGCCAGGCCAGCCGCAAGACCAUCCAGGCCUACGAGAUGUACUACAGAGAUGCACAGGGUAAGAUAAUAAAGGGAGUGUAUCGCUUCCACGCGGUGAUAACGACCUUUGAGAUGAUCCUGGCCGACUGUCCGGAGCUGCGCAGCAUCCCGUGGCGCUGCGUGGUGAUCGACGAAGCGCAUCGCCUCAAAAACCGCAACUGCAAACUACUGGAAGGACUCAAAAUGAUGGACAUGGAGCACAAAGUUCUGUUGACAGGAACUCCUCUCCAGAACACUGUGGAGGAGCUCUUCAGCUUACUCAACUUCCUGGAGCCUGAGAGAUUCCCGUCUGAGCAGACGUUCAUGACUGAAUUUGGAGACCUAAAGACUGAAGAGCAGGUUCAGAAACUGCAAGGCAUUCUGAAGCCCAUGAUGCUGAGAAGACUGAAGGAGGACGUGGAGAAGAACCUGGCCCCCAAAGAGGAGACCAUCAUCGAGGUGGAGCUGACCAACAUCCAGAAGAAGUACUAUCGAGCUAUUCUGGAGAAGAAUUUCUCCUUCCUGUCCAAAGGAGGUGUAGGAGGAGGAGGAGGCGGCGGCGGAGGAGGAGGAGCCAGCGUCCCCAACCUCCUCAACACCAUGAUGGAGUUGCGGAAAUGCUGCAACCACCCCUACCUCAUUAACGGAGCCGAAGAGAAGAUCAUUGAGGAGUUCAGGGACUCCCACGGCGGCAGGACGGACAUGCCGGACAUGGCCCUGCAAGCCAUGAUCCAGGCAGCCGGAAAGCUGGUGCUCAUUGACAAGCUGCUGCCCAAACUAAAGGCAGGAGGACACAGAGUCCUGGUGUUCAGUCAGAUGGUUCGCUGUCUGGACAUCCUGGAGGACUACCUCAUCCAGAAAAGAUACCCAUAUGAACGUAUAGACGGAAGAGUUCGUGGUAACCUGCGGCAGGCCGCCAUCGACAGGUUCUCCAGACCGGAUUCGGACCGUUUUGUCUUCCUGCUGUGCACGAGAGCCGGAGGACUCGGCAUCAACCUGACUGCAGCAGACACCUGCAUCAUCUUUGACUCUGACUGGAACCCCCAGAACGACCUCCAGGCCCAGGCCAGGUGCCAUCGUAUCGGCCAGUCCAAGGCGGUGAAGAUCUACCGUCUGAUCACCAGGAACAGCUACGAGAGGGAGAUGUUCGACAAGGCCAGUCUGAAGCUGGGGCUCGACAAGGCCGUCCUCCAGAGCAUGAGCGGACGAGAGAACGCCAACAGCGGGGUCCAACAGUUGUCCAAGAAGGAGAUCGAGGACCUGCUGAGAAAAGGAGCGUACGGAGCUCUCAUGGACGAGGAAGACGAAGGCUCCAAAUUCUGCGAAGAAGACAUUGACCAGAUCCUCCAGAGACGAACCCACACCAUCACUAUCGAGUCGGAGGGCAAAGGCUCGACUUUUGCGAAGGCCAGUUUUGUUGCAACGGGUAACCGGACGGACAUUUCUCUGGAGGAUCCAGACUUCUGGCAGAAAUGGGCCAAGAAGGCUGAGCUGGACAUGGACGCCAUCAACGGACGGAAUACGCUGGUUAUCGACACGCCGAGGGUGAGGAAGCAGACGACGCGACACUACAGCAGUGUCAGGGAAGAGAUGCUGGAGUUCUCCGAGCUGGAGAGCGACGAGGACGAACCGAGCAAACCUUCGUCCAAACCGAGGCGGCCCCAGGACAGCCCAGGGUACCCCAGAUCUGAGUGCUUCAGGGUGGAGAAGAACCUGCUGGUUACGGGUCACUGGGGCAGGUGGAGCGACAUCCUGGCUCACGGUCGAUUCAAACGGCCCCUGAAGGAGGCCGACGUGGAGACCAUCUGCAGAGCCCUCCUGGCCUACUGCCUGCUGCAUUACCGCGGAGACGAGAACAUCAAGAGCUUCAUCUGGGACCUGAUCACCCCGACGGCGGACGGGACCACCAAGACGCUCACCAACCACUCUGGUCUUUCUACCCCUGUACCCCGGGGCAGGAAGGGCAAGAAGGGGAAGCCCCCGGCCCCGCCCCCGCAGACUCCACGAGCUGAUUGGCUGGCCAGCUGCAAUCCUGACCACUUACUGCAAGAGGACAGCUACAAGAGACACCUGAAGCAUCACUGCAACAAGGUGCUGCUGAGAGUGAGAAUGCUGUAUUAUCUGCGACAGGAAGUCAUCGGUGACCAGGCGGAGCGCAUCCUGGAGGGAGGUGACUCCAGCGUGCUGGAUGUCUGGAUCCCCCAGCCGUUCCACGCCGAGGUCCCGGCCGACUGGUGGGACAGCGAGGCCGACAAAUCCCUGCUCAUCGGCGUCUUCAAACACGGCUAUGAGAAGUACAACUCCAUGCGAGCCGACCCCGCCCUGUGUUUCUUGGAGCGGGUCGGCAUGCCGGACGCCAAAGCGAUCGCCGCCGAGCAGAGGGGCUCCGACAUGAUGGCAGAUGGCGUUGAGGGCGAGGACGAGGAUCCAGAGUACAAGCCGCUGCGCAUGCCUUUCAAAGACGACCUGGACGACUUCACCAACUCUCCGCUGGACGACAAAGACGACGCCGUGGAGGGCGAGGCUGAAGCUAAAUCAGGUGAAAACGGUCAAAGCGCACCCGCCGUGGGAGGAGCUUCGGGCUCCAGCGAGCGUCUCUAUUGGCCAGCAGCCUCAGCUCUGACGGCUCGCCUGCGUCGCCUCAUCACGGCUUACCAGCGCUCCAACCGCAGAGAGCAGCUCCGCCAGGAGGCCCUCAACCGACCUGACGGCCGCCGGCGACGACGCAGGGAGUUCCUGCCCUCCAUGGCCAUGGUCGCUGAGACUGGAGGAGGAGCAGCUUACAUCCAGGAUGGAGCGGGGGUGUUCAUGACAGAAGGAAGCCCCUAUCUGGCCAAAGGAGGCGCUUACUUUGCCAAAGGUGGACAGUUCAUGCCAGAGGCGUCGCCGGUGAUGACCGCCAGCUCCCUGAUGGCCGAUGGAGCGAUGUACUACAAGGAGAGAAGACAGAGAUGGACUCGCCGUGAGGAGGCCGACUUCUAUCGCGUCGUCUCCACCUUCGGAGUCGUCUUUGACACCCAGCGUCAGAAAUUUGAUUGGACACAGUUCAGGGCCUUCGCUCGACUGGACAAGAAAACGGACGAGAGCUUGGAGAAGUAUUACUACUCGUUCAUCGCCAUGUGUAAACGGGUCUGCCGGAUGCAGAUCAAGACUGAAACAGAACUCCCCGACCCGACCCUGAUCAUCGACCCCAUCACAGAGGAGCGCGCCUCCCGGACCUUGUACCGCAUCGAGCUGCUCCGUCGCAUCCGAGAGCAGGUCCUUCCUCAUCCGCUGCUCUCUGAGCGCCUCAAGCUCUGCCAGCCUUCUCCGGACCUCCCCGAGUGGUGGGAGUGCGGACGUCACGACCGAGACCUCCUCCUGGGGGCGUCCAAGCACGGAGUGAGCCGCACAGAUUAUCACAUCCUGAACGACCCCGCCUUGGCCUUCCUGGAAGCCCACCAGCGCUUCACCAGCCAGCGGGGGGCCGGAGCCGCCGUCGGAGAGAUCACCAAAGCCGGCAUGGCGGCGCAGGAAGCCGCCUCUGCUCCGCUCCUCACCCCUGCAGAGCUGGCGAACGCUGCAGCUGCUGCCAAAAUUGCUGUUAACUCGGCUAAAGAAGAGGAGGGUGAGGGGAAAGGUGUGAAGACGGAGGAAGGGAAGGCAGAGACAGAGGUGAAAAUGGAAACGGAGGGAGCAGAUGCCAACGACAUUCCAUGUACCAACACUGAAGCCCCCGAUGAGCAGAAGGAAAAUGAGGGAGAGGUCAAAGAAACGACGGAUGAAACGGCCGCUUCGCCGGAGAAGGAGGUGAAGAAAGAAGAGGAGGUCCAACCAAAAGUGGAGAAAGAGGAGCAGAAGGAUGAGCAGAGCGGAGAGGAGGAGAAGAAACCCGAGAAUGACCAAGACAAAGACUUGACUGAAGAGAAGAGCAGCUCGAGUCCUGCCGAGUCUCGCAGUGACCAGAAGGAGACGAACACCGAUGCGCCCGAACGUCCCAACUCUCCUCCCAAAGCAGAGCCGAGCCACAAGCCUGCAGAGGAGGAGGACGGAGAGGAGAAGGAGAACCCAGAGUCUCCUAAAUCUCCAAAGUCUGCUGACACAGAGAAGAGAUCCGAGGAGGAAGAGGAGGAGAGGCUGGAUGAAGACGACAAAUCAGAGAAAUCCUCUCAGGCUGAAGCGAGCGCGGCGUCAGAGCAGAAGAACUUUGACGAGGAGAGCAUCGCGUCUCUGAGCACGUCUGCCCGAGACGAAACCAGAGAUGGGUUCUGCCCCGACGACCUGCCAGAAACUUCAGCCCUGCAGGCCUUACAGGACCGAGCCUACGCCUUCUCCUUCUGGCCUAAGGACCGAGUGAUGAUCAACAGGAUGGAUAACAUCUGCGAGGCGGUCCUGAAGGGCAAGUGGCCCGUCAACAGACGUCACGUCUUUGACUUCCCCGGCAACCUGUUGCCAGGGCACGGCUCCACGGCAACCGCAGCGGCCGUAGCCACGGCGACCGACAGCCCGCUGCAGAGGCGGAGCCUGGCCGAGCUGACGAUGGCCGGCCUCCACACGGCGUACAGCGGGAGCGAAGAUAAAACACUAUCGCCACAGGUUCACGAGGACGCUCUGAGCCUGACGGUGCCUCGACAAAGGAGGAGGAGGAGGAGAAAGAUUGAGAUUGAGGCAGAGAGAGCAGCCAAGAGACGCAACCUGAUGGAGAUGGUGGCUCAGCUGAGAGAAAGCCACGCCGCCGCCGAGUCCCAGAGCCAAGCUAUAGACCUCACCAAGGGUAUGCACCAUCACCACAAGGCCUCUCCCUCAUUGGCCGGUUUCCCCAGCGCCCUGGUGACAAACCCCUCCCUUAAAGCCCAGAUGGAGCUGCUGCAACAAGCCCCGCCCUCGGCACACAGAGCCAACGGCUCACUGGACGCCGACCUGCCCAUCAUGAGGAGGAGGCGGGGCCGCAGGAAAAAUGUGGAGGGCCUGGAGCUGCUGUUUAUGAGCAACAAGAGAGCCGGAGGGGACGAUGCCGACGGGGUGAAGGUUUCUGGUGUGGACGGGGCUCAGGAUGCCGCUCGUGCCCACAGACCCCUCACCAUCUCCGAGCAGAGCCCCAGUGCCAGGUCUCUGGCCUCCGGAAGUCUGGAUGAGGAGGAGGCAGCAGUUUCCAACAAGGAGCUGGGAGAGUGGCUGAGGCAGCACCCGACGUACACCAUGGACAUGUCUGGAUUCACACCAAAGAGCGAAGAGUUACUGCUGUCUCAGUUCUCCAAGCCCAAGCAGAAGCGCCAUCGCUGUCGAAACCCCAACAAGAUCGACAUCAACACCCUGACCGGGGAUGAGAGAGUGCCUGUGGUCAACAGACGAAACGGACGCAAGAUGGGCGGUGCCAUGGCUCCACCGAUGAAGGAGCUUCCAAGGUGGUUAGUGGAGAACCCCGAGUUUUCCAUCGCUCCUGAUUGGACAGAGAUCGUCAAACAGUCGGGUUUCCUCCCAGAAGCCAUGUUUGACCGCCUUCUAACGGGCCCUGUGGUCAGAGAGGAGGGCGUCCGUCGUCGGGGGCGACGACCCAAAUCUGAGAUCGCCAAAGCAGCCGCCGCCGCUCAGGCAGCAGCAGCAGCUCAGGCUGCUCAGGCUUCACUGGCCUCUGCUGCUUCAUCUGCAGGAGGCAUCAACCCUCUGCUGCUCAACAGUCUGUUUGGAGGGAUGGACCUGUCUUCUCUCCAGAGCCUCCAGUCUCUCCAGUUGGCUGCUGGUCUGAUGGCCUUCCCGGCUCCCACCGACCCCAAGCAGGCCGCCGCCAGCGCCGCCGCCGCCUCCAUGCUGCCUCUCAUGCUGCCCGGCAUGGGAGGCCUGCCCAACAUGGCCGCCGCCCUCCCCAACAUGUUCAGCCUGGGCGGGCUCUUCGGCGGUAACCUGGCAACCGCCACCGCCGCCUCCAACGCCGCUGUCGCUGCUGCUGCUGCUGCCGGCAACACCAACGGAACGGUGGAGGCAGAAGGAGGCGAUGAGACGGCGAAGAGGAAGAGACAGACGGAGGAGAAAAACGAAGGACACGACGGCGACAAGGCAGAGGAGGAGGAAGAGGAGGCUGAGGAGGAAGGAGUGAGUAAAGCCAAGAAGAAGAAGAUGGAGAAAGAGGGAGGAGCAGAGAAACCACUCAAUGAUGUCAGCGCAGCAGCUCGGGUCCCGGCUGCCGAUUCGUCAGCUGAGGCGUCCAUCAACGGUGACGCCGCCGCCCUGCUGGCUGCAGCCGGUAUGUCUGCCAACUCCCUGGCCUUCAACCCCUUCCUCCUGUCCACCAUGGCCCCCGGCCUCCUCUACCCCUCCAUGUUCCUACCUCCGGGCCUGGCGGGGCUCAGCCUGCCCGGCUUCCCCACCGCCUCCACGCUGGCCGAGCUGCAGAGCGCCAUGGCCGGAGCUCUGGGGGGCAACGCCGUCACCCAACCCCCCAGAGACGAGGAGGAGGACAAGAAGGAGAGCCUGAAAGCUGCAGGAGAGGAGGAGGAGGAGGAGGAGGAAGAGGAUGGAGGAGGAGAGAGUGACUUGGCUGAGGAGAAGGAGGGGGGAGCAGAGGGGGAGACGAGAGGAGAAGCUGAGGAUUCAGCAGCAGAGGAGGGAGGGAUGGGAGGAGAGGAGGAGGAGGAGGAGGAGGAGGAGGAAGAGGAGGCGUCUCCACAGAAGGACAAGAGUGACUGAAUGACAGAGUGACUGGCCUUGGACAUUUCCUCUGACCUCCACGUUUACACACCUCCACCAGAAAUAUCCAAACAAUUAUGAAUCCUGUUUUAUUUUUUUCUUUGUGUUGUUGUUGAUGAUUUCUUUCACUCUUUGUUGUUUAUUUUUGGCCAGGUAUAUUUACUAUGCGUCAGAGAGGCCGAGGUUUGUGUGUGUUUAAGUUAAAUCUCUCUGAUCGAUAGUUAGUCAGGGAAAAUCCUCACGCCGCUCAGCAGAGCUCGGCUCUUCAACGACUGUUUCUUUCUUCUUCCUCUGGUCGUGUGCUGUGAGCGGUGCACUCACGUUUCUCUCUCAGAUAGGACUUCACAAGGUUCCAAUAGUACUAUUAUUAUUAUUAUUAUUAUUAUUAUUGCUGCUUUCAGCUCUCAAGUCUUUAUUUUUUUAUUUUGGCCUCCUUCUUCUUCGUCUGGACUGUUUUGUUGUUGUUGGUUGUUGGCAGCAUCUCAUCAGAAGAAGGAGAACCGCUGGGGUUCCUCCUGACAUCAGUUCUCGAACGAAAAGAAAAGAAAACAGCAUUACAGCUCACCGGCUGUCUGUCUGACAAAGCUGCUGCAAAAGGAAUCGUGGGUAAUGGAGUUCUGCUCUGUCUCGGAGCGGAUUGUGUUUUUAUUAGUUCUCACAUAUCAGAGCAGGAGGAAAACUAGACGCCUAAACUCAGUCUCACACACUGACCCCACACACACACACACACACACACACACACACACACAGGUGUCCGCCACUACACGCACACACUAACCUUCUGUCAUGUGACUGUUUGUGGGCGGACUCGUCCUGCAGCUGUUUUCCUCGAUACUGUUAUCAGUCCCACACUGAAUACCGAGUCUUUCCGCCGCCGCCUCAGUCCUGUCUCUCUCUCUCUGCUCGGGGCGGCUGGUUCCGGUUCAGGAGGUGGCAGGCGGGCUGGGUCUGCCGCCCAUCAGGCCUUCUGAUUGGUCCGGAGCCGGCCGUCGUCGUCCGGAGGCUUCUGUGAAUGGACUCGGAGCGGCGGUCCACACAGGGAUGUGACGCUUCAGGUUUGUUCUUUAAACGACGGUGGAGUUCCCGGUGGCUGCCACAUCACGAGUUUAUUUUAUUUUCUUCUUCGUUCCUUCACAUCCCGGUAGUUCCAGACCAAGUGCUGCUCCCUAAAGACUGUUGCUCUAGUCACACACACUGACACCGGCCUGGCCCCGAACAGGACUGACACAUUUUCAACAGAGUUUGGAAAGUUUUUCUACAUGAAGUUCGACUCUGCUGCUCGCCGAGUAGGUUCCUUUCUUUUGUUGUUGUUUUUUUUUGAAUACUUGAAAAGCGCUUGGUUUGUUUCCAUUCCCCCCCCCGAGGCCAGUUCAAGUGUCUGAGAUGAAUCAAGCGCUGCGAGCGGUUCAGAUAUUUGAAAGUACAUUAAAACACACAAACACACACCGUGGCCAGGUCUUCUUAACGUUUGCUCUCACAGCAGCCCAGCAGACGGAGAGGAGCGCCUCUGACUGAACGAAGACGCCUUCAGCCGUCAGAGAGCCUCGUUCUCCUCUCCCACGCUGAGACAGCAAUAACCAAGGCAGCUUUUGAAUGUUCCAACAUCACUCUCCCCACACACACACACACACACACACACACACACACACACACACACACACACACACACACGCUAUAUGAAUAACCACAAGUGUCGUAUGAAUAGAAAAACUAAAACUAAAACUGUAAAUGAUGACAAAUGAGUACUGCAAUCAAUUUUGUCUCACUCUGUUCCUGUUGAUGCACUGGUGUUAAAGAGUUAAAAUAAUCAGGUACCUUUAUUACUUAGCUACUUUUCUUGAAAAAAAAUGGACUUUUUGUUACUUUUAGCCAGCAAGCUGAAGAGCAUUACCUCAAAAUUCUUAUCUAGCCUUGAAGUUUACAAACAUACCAUGUAAAUGUUUUUUUCCUCUUUAUUUUUUUCUUUUUUGGUGUGUGUCUUUUUGUUUUUUUGUUUUUUUGGAGACAUCAUGUAUGAUGAAUUGUAGCUAUGAUGCUUUUAAUAAAAGUGAAUCACGAUAUUCGCCUAGGAAACCAA
Molecule: messenger RNA, 12539 nt
Organism: Acanthochromis polyacanthus (spiny chromis)
Lineage: Eukaryota; Metazoa; Chordata; Actinopteri; Pomacentridae
Gene: chd7
Product: chromodomain helicase DNA binding protein 7
Molecular function (GO): ATP-dependent chromatin remodeler activity; protein binding; ATP binding
Source: RefSeq, a predicted model, not a curated record